AUGAAGGAUGUUGAUACUUGUACGACUGAAGAGGGUGGUGGAUUUGGAAAUGAGGGUGUUGUAGGUGGAAGUGAGAAUUGUGAGGGUGAUGACGAAGUUGGGAUGGAGGUUGGUGGUGAGAGUGUUGUUGAGGGUGAGAAUGUAAUGGAUGGCGUGGAGAGUGAGACUAUAAUGGAUAAUGUCGAGGCUAAAGCUGAUAUGAAUGGUGUUGAAGAUGAAACUAUUAUAAAUGGUUUGGAGGAUGGUGUCGAGAGUGACAUAAUGGAUGAUGUUGAGGGUGAAGUUGUAAUGGAUGAUGUAAAAGUUGACAAUAAACUGGUGUAUGAUCGGACUCUAGAAGGCACUGAUAAUGGUGAUAGUGCUGGAGACCUUGAGGGUAAUGUAGGUGAGACCAAAGGUAGUGGUGAUGGUACUGAUGAUACUGAAGGCAAUGUAGCUCCUGGGGAAGGUGCUGAUGCAAUGACAGGUGAUGGACUAGGGUUGGGUGCAUCAACUGGGGAUGGGGCAGAAGUGGCUGUAGGUGCAAUAUUGUUUGUAUGGGCAUGUAUAUUCUCAGCACCUGCAGCUGAAGAAGUUCAGACUCCAAAAAAUGUGAAAGAAAUAGGAUUAAAGCAUAAUACCAGGCUUAAUUCGCUGCCUCUAUAUCUCACCUCUAGCUCACAGCGAGCUCAGUGGCACAAUGGGGGUGGGCUGGAGCGAGGAGAGGCGGUGACCGCAGCCGGCGUCGAGGUGAGGAGUGGGGGUUGGGACGCUCGAUGGUGGUGGUUGUCGUGGAUGACGAGGGGCUUUGGUGGAGGUUGGAUUAGGGUGAGGCCGCGAAUGCGACUUGGCCUUGCGGUGGCUCGACGAAGGGGACGACGAAGUGGGGUGCUCGAGAGUGGGGAGGCUGCAGCUAGGGUUCUGGUGAAGGAGGUGGGUGGCGGGUUAUAG
Messenger RNA from Sphenostylis stenocarpa, 930 nucleotides. NCBI's taxonomy places the organism in Eukaryota, Viridiplantae, Streptophyta, Magnoliopsida, Fabales, Fabaceae. The record is from the annotation of a GenBank genome assembly.